Pseudocercospora fijiensis CIRAD86 is the source of this 2124-nucleotide messenger RNA. RefSeq lists its product as uncharacterized. Lineage: Eukaryota; Fungi; Ascomycota; Dothideomycetes; Mycosphaerellales; Mycosphaerellaceae. The record is from RefSeq and is a predicted model, not a curated record. The transcript has a single exon. Gene Ontology annotation, biological process: protein phosphorylation. The annotation marks the transcript as partial. Gene Ontology annotation, molecular function: protein kinase activity; ATP binding.
AUGUUCUCUUCGGCCUUGAAAUCCUUCUCUUCAAAUAUCUCGAGCAACUACACGAUAGCGCCGCAACCGUCGUCGACAGCUGGACCAUGGAAGAUAUUCGACGCAAAGAGGAAACAGACUGGCAAGGCGGUAUCUGUAUUUGUGUUCGAUAGGAAAAGUCUCGAGCCACAAAGCGGUGCUGGCUUUGGCGCAAGGAGCAGCGCAAGCUCGCUGAAAAGAGCGCAUGAAGAAGUCGUUGAACAAUUGAAAAAGGAAGCGAGUAGUUUAGCCCGGCUAAGACAUCCUUCAAUUUUGGAGCUCGCAGAACCAGUGGAAGAGACCAGUAAAGGAGGGCUGAUGUUCGUGGCCGAGUCUGUGGUGAGCAGCUUAGCAGGUCUCCUCGAAGAGAAGGAUCAACAGGAACGAUCCGGCGGCCGAGCCAGUCGAUAUGUCGUGGAAGAAUCUGAUGGCACGAGGAGGCGGCGGGAGCUUGAGAUCGAUGAACUGGAGAUACAGAAGGGCCUGCUACAACUGGCAAAGGGCCUCGAAUUCUUGCACGAGAGUGCUGGCUUAGUGCACGCUAAUCUGACCCCGGAAGCAAUACUCGUGAACGCAAAAGGCGACUGGAAGAUAUCAGGCCUUGCGUUCGCGGGACCGCAUGAAAGUAGUACGGCGGCAACAUCUCUACAUCCGAUCAGUCUCCAUGAAGUGCUCAACCACGACCCCAGGUUACCGCGAAGCGUUCAGCUGAACCUUGACUACACAAGUCCCGACUUCGUCCUUGACAAUAGUCUUGCCGCGUCGGCUGACAUGUUCUCGCUGGGUCUGAUCAUCAUAGCGCUCUACAAUAGUCCUCAUACCUCGCCUUUAAGCACUGGUGGAUCGCUGUCGUCAUACAAACGAGUGUUCUCCAGUUCGUCUACAGUACCGACACAGAGCAACAACUUCUUGGUACCCUCCACUCACCCUUUGCCUCCAAAGCUCGCCUCCGAACUACUUCCAAGAUUGAUAACCCGACGGCCUGCGCAACGUCUUUCUGCCAAGGAGUUUCAAGAAGCAAGCUAUUUUGACAAUAUCUUGGUAUCCACCAUCAGAUUCCUGGAGGCGCUUCCUGCCAAAACGCCAAACGAAAAAAUGCAAUUCCUGCGAGGUCUACCGAAGAUCAUGCCGCAAUUUCCGAAGAGCGUGCUUGAGAAGAAGGUGCUCCCUGCUCUCCUAGAAGAGACCAAGGACAAGGAACUGCUUGCGCCAAUCAUGACAAAUGUCUUCGCCAUGGUGAAAGUCAUGCCAACUGGAAAGCGGGCGUUCACAGAGAAAGUCGUGCCCAGGCUUAGAGAAGUGUUCAUCACCAAUAAGCCGGCUGACAAGGAUACAUCCAAAGAAGCUGCUCUGAUGAUUCUGCUCGAGAAUAUGCAAACCGUCACUGAGAACUGUUCUGGGAAGGAGUUUAGGGAUGAUAUACUACCUAUCGUGCUUGUUGCACUUGAAUCAACGACGCAUGCGCUAGUCGACGCCGGACUUAGCACACUUCCAUUCCUCCUACCGUCUCUGGACUUCAGCACGAUCAAGAACGAGCUCUUCCCCGUCAUCGCCCAAGUGUUUGCGAAAACGAGCAGCUUGGCUAUCAAGAUACGUGGUCUCGAAGCAUUUUGCACGCUCUGUGGUGGUAAUAGCAAUGGAAGCAGCAGCGACGACGGCCUGAAUGGUAUCGGUGUAUCUGACAAGAAAACGAGUGCUGCAUCAAGCAGCAUGAUCCUCGAUAAAUACACAGUCCAAGAAAAGGUCGUUCCCCUUUUGAAGGGCAUCAAGACGAAGGAGCCAGGCGUCAUGAUGGCUGCUCUCAAAGUGUUCAAGCAGGUGGCCGAAGUGGCUGAUACGGACUUCCUGGCUAUGGAUGUGCUGCCAAUCCUCUGGAGCAUGAGUCUCGGACCGUUGCUUAAUCUGCAGCAGUUUCAAGCCUUUAUGGCGCUGAUCAAAAGUAUGAGCAGCAAGAUUGAAAGAGAGCAGACCAGAAAGCUGCAGGAAUUGUCGACUACCAAUGGUGGUUCGACGCCUGGAUCAAGGGUUGCUAGCCGUAUUGGAUCGUCCAGCGCAGGUGCAAAUAGCGAUGGAGAUGGAGUGGAUUUCGAAUCACUGGUCUCCGGG